AUACGCAGCUGUGUGUGUUACGGUUAGCAGCUUUGCAAGGGCCUAAAAGGAAUUUUGCUUUCUUUAAAGGAAAACUCAACGCUGGCGUUGACACCGUGCAGCACGGGGUGGAGGGACUGAUGUACCUUCUUACAGAAAGCUCCAAGCUCAUGAUUUCUGAAACGGACUUCCAAGAUUCCAUUCAUGUUUUGGGAUUCUCAGAUGAAUUGAACAAAUUAUUGCUUCAGCUUUACCUUGAUAACAGGAAGGAGAUCAGAAGCAUUCUUGGUGAGCUGGCACCGAAGCUUCCCAGCUAUCAUAGUCUUGAAUGGAGACUAGAUGUGCAGCUUGCAAGCAGAAGCCUGAGGCAGCAAAUUAAGCCUGCGGUGACUAUAAAGCUACAUCUUAAUGAGAACGAAGAUCUAACUACCCAAGUGUUACAAACUGAUCCUUCUACCCUCCUCCACCUAAUUCAGCAAUUGGAACAAGCCCUGGGGGAAAUGAAGACAAACCAUUGUAGGAGAAUAGCACGAAACAUGAAAUAGAAUUCAUUCAAGAUUUGUUGUAGUAGGCACUCAAUGUUCACUAACACAUGUCAAGAAAAAUAAACAUCUGGAUCAGAUGUAAUGCUUUCCUGGGCCAGGAUCUUGAGUCAGUAAUUACAGGCUGAACAUUUUCUGGUGCUAACUUUACACACCUGCCUGAUACAAGAUGGGUAAUUGCUUUUGCUUUACUUACAUACGUAAAAAAUCAGUAUGCUAUACUGAGACUUCCUUUAGCUCUAAAUUAGUAUGGUUCUACUUUAAGAGCUUUUCUACAUACUUCAUAAGUAAAGCUGUUUCAGUGUUAUAGGAGAUUGUGCACAUUUUUAUGUUUAUUAAGCAGAUUUUUCUGUUUUUGCCUCUGUUUUGAAAUAAAAAUACCUCUUCAAUACCCACACUUGUGAGAAUGAUACUUGACAGGAAUGUUUCUUCCAUUUCAACUCCUGUACGUGUAGAAGUACAAGUGUCCUGUGGGACUUCUGCCUUCCUGUCCAAGGGAUCCAGCCAUCUCAGAGGCUAGGUGCUACAGAGCUUCUGCUGUUCACUUCUCCCAACACCUGUGUAUUGUUAAUUGUAUUGGAAAUGUUUUCACAAAGCAGCAAUGUAGCGUGUUAUGAAAACUUAGUUCCCAGCUUUGUGGUGAGACCUGCACAUGAGAAGAACUGAUGUCAGGUUAUCUUAUAUAACAGAAGACUUCAAUUUUAACAAAGCUAUCUGUAAGCCCUACGAGGCAGGCAUUUCUACACGUAGCAGUUCCUAUAGAAGGUCUCGUGGCCUAAGCAUACAUUACGAGCUGAUUAUUUCUAUAGGUAAAGGUGAUCUGAAAAGUUGAAAACUAUUGGCUAGUAAGCCAGUUAAGAAAACAGUUAACUUCUGGUAAAUCAGAUCUUUGUGUUGUGAUACAGCAGCUUGGGUUGGGCUGCUAUUUGGGUAUCAUUCUUACAAAGGGAAGACGAGCUAAGUACUGCAGAGUAAAUAAAGCCUUUCUGUAUUUAAGAAAGUUGUCCUCCAAAGGUUAUGCUAAAAAACACUUUUCAGUUGUAUUUAUGUGCAGUAUUUCAUAGCUCUUGUGACAAAGGUAAGUAGUUUUGCUAGUGUUUCACUGUCACUAGUGAGAGUACAUAAUAAAUCCCUUAAGUUCUAUUGGAGAGAAUAAAUAGAUGAGAACCUUCACAUUCAGACUCUGGCGGUGACUUUUGUAGUGGCACCGUACGUUUCUGUACUAAUUCACAUAUGCAUUAUUUUCUCUCUGCUUAGAACUUAGGAAAAAUACUACUUGCAUGGCAAAAGUGCUUCAAUCAAUAAGUAACUACCACUUAACAAAAAAAGUCUGUUUUCUCAAAUUUGGAGUUGCUUCUUCUCUAAGUGUUUAAUUGUUUUAUGUAGCAUGUCUACAAUGUGAUUUCUUUUCCCACAGCAAAGUGUUUCAAUUGCCAUCUACAUGUGUUGAUUUUUUUUCCCUCUCAUACAGCAUGUGGUAAUUAAAUAUGCUCAAAACUUGUAACUUCUGA
Meleagris gallopavo (turkey) is the source of this 2032-nucleotide messenger RNA. The record is from RefSeq and is a predicted model, not a curated record. NCBI's taxonomy places the organism in Eukaryota, Metazoa, Chordata, Aves, Galliformes, Phasianidae.